ACACCUAAUUUUCAACCCUUGAUUCUCUCUUGUCUAGUUGAAACUUUUUUGUUGUCAAUGUCGACAGUGGUGUUCUGUAUCGCCUGCACGCCAGAGCCCUAGGAGCGGUGUAAUGAAUGUGGAUCUAUCCGUCUUGUUCCAGUGGGGCGCUUUAAUCGCCGGGCAUAUUCUAGUAGCGAUACUGACACGGUCCCGCAGUGAAGGCUGCGCGUGAGUAAGCGACUAAAGUGCAACUGCUACCAGAAUGCGGGCACUCCUCAGAGUCCUAAAUCCCCUGCUUUUCCUAAUGCUCUUCGGAUUAUAUCCGUCAAUGACCAUCGGACCCAAGGAGGGCUGGCAGGUGUACAGCUCGGCCCAGGAUGCGGACGGGCGGUGCAUCUGCACCGUGGUGGCCCCCGAACAGAACCUCUGCUCCAGAGACGCCAAGAGCAAGCAGCUCCGUCAGCUGCUGGAGAAGGUACAAAAUAUGUCACAGUCGAUAGAAGUGCUGAACUUGCGAACACAAAGGGAUUUUCAGUAUGUCAUUAAAAUGGAAAAUCAGAUGAAAGGACUGAGGACAAAAUUCAGGCAAAUUGAGGACGACAGAAAAAGUGUAAUGACCAGAAAUUUUCAGGAGCUUAAGGAAAAGAUGGAUGAACUUCAGCCUCUCAUCCCUGUUCUGGAGCAGUACAAAACAGAUGCCAAGCUAAUCUCACAGUUCAAAGAGGAGAUCAAGAACUUGUCUGCAGUGCUGACCGCGAUCCAGGAGGAAAUCGGGGCUUAUGACUACGAGGAGCUGCAUCUGAGAGUUAUAAGUCUGGAGAGCAGGCUGAGGAACUGCAUGAGCAAACUAACGUGUGGAAAAUUAAUGAAAAUCACUGGACCUGUAACAAUAAAGACAUCAGGGACGAGAUUUGGGGCAUGGAUGACUGAUCCAAUGGCAACUCAAAGAAACAACAGGGUAUGGUACAUGGACGGUUAUACCAAUAAUAGGAUAGUUCGUGAGUACAAGUCAAUGGCUGACUUUGUAUCCGGGGUGGAGUCACGAACCUACAACCUUCCUUUCAAAUGGGCUGGGACCAACCACGUGGUCUACAAUGGCUCCCUGUAUUUCAACAAGUAUCAGAGCAACAUCAUUGUCAAGUACUUCUUUGAGACGGGACUGAUCCUGGCCCAGCGAGCUUUGGAGUACGCCGGUUUCCACAAUGUCUACCCUUACACCUGGGGAGGUUUCUCAGACAUCGACCUCAUGGCCGAUGAGCUGGGCCUGUGGGCCGUGUAUGCCACCAAUCAGAACGCAGGCAACAUCGUCAUCAGCCAAUUGGAUCCUCAGACCCUGGAGGUUGUGAAGACCUGGAAUACCGAGUACUCCAAAAGGAAUGCCGGGGAGUCUUUCAUGAUCUGUGGAACACUGUACAUUACCAAUUCCCACCUGACUGGGGCCAAAGUCUACUAUUCAUAUUCCACUAAGACCUCCAGCUACGAGUAUACGGACAUCCCCUUCCAUAACCAGUACUUUCACAUCUCCAUGCUUGACUACAAUGCCAGGGAGAGGGCCCUCUAUGCCUGGAACAACGGCCACCAAGUGCUGUUCAACAUCACACUUUUCCACAUCAUCAAAACGGAGGAUGACUCUUAAUCCACUGGAGAGGGAGCACCUUCAUUUGCAAUGAAGGAGUUUUUGUAUCCGUUUAUGUUCAUCCAAAGUGGACAGUAAUGACAUUUGUUGCUUCUAAAAAGAAUUGCCUUUUGUAUGUUUGUUUCAGAAUAUAUCAAAUUUAACCCGGGACCCAAUUGCAAUACAAUCUUGUGACGAGAAUUACAUGUUACAUUUACUCUUUUUGUACCCAUAGCUGCAAAAAUAAAUAUGCCUUAUUUGCUGUAUUUAGUUAUGAGAGCCAGAGGCUUUCAACCAGCUUUGGUGCAUGAAUGUCAAACAUACAUACUGUCAGCAGUAAUUCAUUAUACAAUAUCUAGGUAUAUUUUGGUCAUAAACAUGUGUUUUUUGUACUGUUUCCUUGUAAUGUUGGUUUAACAUUUUUAUUUUGAGGCAUUGAGCUAUUCUUUUCUUAACUUGCCUGGGCAUUUAAGUAGAUGAAGGAUUCUUCUAAAGAUAAAAUGUCUUAAACCACUGCAGUAAUCAAUAUAUGUUCCUGUGAGAGUGAACUUGUUAUUUUUUAUAAAAUACUAUGAAAUUUAAA
Conger conger (European conger) is the source of this 2180-nucleotide messenger RNA. It is a transcript of the gene olfm3a, whose product is annotated as olfactomedin 3a. Gene Ontology annotation, biological process: signal transduction. The record is from RefSeq and is a predicted model, not a curated record. The coding region runs from base 245 to 1618 and encodes 457 amino acids. The transcript has 6 exons. Lineage: Eukaryota; Metazoa; Chordata; Actinopteri; Anguilliformes; Congridae.